AUGUCACGUCCUCCAAAUGGGAACAGGGGAAAUGGCAAGGAAACAACAAGGAACACUUAUGUCAAGGAAACAACAAAUAACACUAAUGUCAAGGAAACAACAAGUAAUAGUAAUGACAACGAAACAACGAGGAAUACUAAUGUCAACGAAACACCAAGGAACACAAAUGACAACGAAACAACAAGGAACACUAAUGACAACGAAACAACAAGGAACACUAAUGACAACGAUACAACGAGGAACACUAAUGUCGACGAAGCAACAUGGAACACUAAUGACAACGAUACAACGAGGAACACUAAUGACAACGAUACAACGAGGAACACGUAUGACAAUGAAACAACAAGUAACACUAAUUACAACGAAACAACAAGGAACACUAAUGAAAACGAAGCAACAAGGAACAUAAAUGACAACGAAACAACGAGGAACAGUAAUGACAACGAAGCAACAAGGAACACUAAUGACAACGAAACAACAAGGAACACUAAUGUCAACGAAGCAACAAGGAACACUAAUGACAACGAAACAACAAGGAACACUAAUGACAACGAAACAACAAGGAACACUAAUGACAACGAAGCAACAAGGAACACUUAUGACAACGAACCAACAAGGAACACUAACAACAACGAAACAACAGGAAAUAAUUCUGACAACGAAACAACAAGGAACAUUAAUGAGCAUAAUUAG
Mizuhopecten yessoensis (Yesso scallop) is the source of this 693-nucleotide messenger RNA. RefSeq lists its product as uncharacterized. The transcript has a single exon. NCBI's taxonomy places the organism in Eukaryota, Metazoa, Mollusca, Bivalvia, Pectinida, Pectinidae. Bases 1 to 693 code for a protein of 230 amino acids. The record is from RefSeq and is a predicted model, not a curated record.